Molecule: messenger RNA, 2382 nt
Organism: Aspergillus aculeatinus CBS 121060
Lineage: Eukaryota; Fungi; Ascomycota; Eurotiomycetes; Eurotiales; Aspergillaceae
Product: putative Patatin family phospholipase
Exons: 3
Coding region: 1-2382 (793 amino acids)
Biological process (GO): lipid metabolic process
Molecular function (GO): triacylglycerol lipase activity
Source: RefSeq, a predicted model, not a curated record
AUGUCAUUACUCCACGAUCCUACCGUUGUGCGCACUCAGUGCAAUAGUAAAUCCAAGCGUCGUCCAACUCAGGAUGCGAUUCGAGGCGCGAGCGGCGGGUCUCGGCGUUCACUGCUCAAGUCCAUCUCAGUCCCCUCUCUGUCAUCCGUUGUCAAGAGCUCUUUGACAUGGGCUGGAGAUACAUUGAACUGCCGCAGAGAUGGCGUAUGUGCCGAGCAAUCCAAAGCGCGCAUUGACAUAGAAGACAGGAAACAGGUUCUUUACUUGAAAAAGCGGAAUGCAGUGACAUAUGACGAGUGGCGGAUUUGUGCUAGCGAAUUGGAUGACCUGGAAGAGCACACCAUCUGGAAGCAAACCCUCGACUCACCUGACUACGACGUCCGUCUGGUCCAAGAACGUCUUCAGCAGCUGGAAGACGCCCGCAUCAGUUGUGAUGUCAGCCGGAUGCUGUUCCUAGUCCGUACGUCUUUGAGUCGCGACUUGGGAAACAUGAGUAAUGCCUCGCUUUAUCGGUACUCCCACCUGGGCACGAAAGAUUUGAUAGACAAGUAUAUCACCACCGCUCUAGACACAAUAUCCUCGCUGGUCGAGUUAUCGGGGCAGAAUCGGUGUGAUGGUCUAGAAACCAAGUAUAUACUCGAUCAAUUACUUGCAGCGAGACAGGCAUUCGGGCGCAGUGCGUUGCUGUUCUCGGGUGGUGCGACCUUCGGCAUGAACCAUAUCGGCGUGCUGAAAGCUCUUUACGAAGCGAAACUCUUACCUCGAAUUAUCUCGGGUGCUUCAGCUGGCAGCAUUGUGUGCGCAGUGUUCUGCACACGGACCGAGGACGAGCUUCCGGCCCUUUUGGAAUCCUAUGCAUAUGGCGAUUUUGCAGUCUUUGGCGAAGAGAGUGACACAGAUAAUAUACUGCAGAAGACAGCACGGUUCCUCAAGUAUGGUUCAUUUCUGGAUAUAUCACAUCUGGCCAAACUCAUGAGAAGCUGGCUUGGCGAUAUUACAUUUCAGGAAGCAUACAAUCGAACACGACGAAUACUCAAUAUUUGCGUCUCUAGUGCGGGGGUCUACGAACUUCCCAAGUUGUUGAACUAUAUCACUGCUCCGAGCGUGUUGAUCUGGUCUGCUACUAACCUCAAUAGUGCUGUUUCCUGCUCAGUGCCUUUAGUCUUUUCACCAUCCGAGCUCAUGGCUAAAGAUCCUCUGACCGGAGAGCCGGCGCCCUGGCACGACUUACACAAACAGUAUAUCGAUGGAUCGGUGGAUGGCGACCUGCCAAUGAAUCGGCUUUCGGAGAUGUUCAAUGUCAAUCAUUUUAUCGUCUCGCAGGUCAAUCCACAUGUCGUCCCAUUCUUGCCGAAGGACGAUGGUCCACCUCAGCGUGGAAAAACGUCCUUCAAUGCCCCACAGUGGCUUCAUACUGCCACUCAUCUGGCGAAAGACGAAAUAAUGUAUCGCUUGACAGUUCUCUCCGAAAUGGGAAUUUGUCCAACAGCUUUGACGAAGACCAUGUCUAUUGUGAACCAAAAAUAUUCCGGUGAUAUCAAUAUCUAUCCGAAAAUACUGUAUAGCAAUUUCCCGGUGAUGCUGAGGAACCCGACAACCGAGUUCAUGCUUCAAGCAUGCCUGAGUGGUGAACGUGCAACGUGGCCCAAGCUCGGGCGCAUUCGAAACCAUUGCGCCAUUGAAUUGGCCUUGGAUAUAGCAGUACAGAAAAUGCGAGCACGGGUGGCAUUUUGUCCUACCAAACUCGGCGUCCGGUCAGAUAAUAGUCUCAACAGCUACUCGCUCGAGUCGCUAGAUAGCAGUGGUGGCCGUGGGCGCAUGCUGAAUAGACGAAGCUCGUACAACCAUGAAUUGGAACGAAGAAAGUCCGCCAAACAUCACAAUACCCGCCCAAACACCCCACACUUGCCGAGGUCUCGAAGCGUCUUCUUAUCCGAUCAAUCACAGAGCAUUGCCUCCGUGGCCUCUGCUUGUGGGGAUCACGAUUAUCAGCAACGCACGCAAGAGGAGCGGGAGGACUCCUCCAAUACUGGUGACGAACCUUCUUCCAUGGAAUCUGACACCGAGGAAGAAACACAGACUCUGUCUCCCAAACGGCCGCCGAUGAGCAGCACUUGGCGAACCUGGGAGCCAUGCUCUCAAGAUCACCCUUAUUCUUGGAUGGCUCUCAAAAGUGAUUCAUUAUCCUCACAAUUGACGCCGGGUUCCUCGUCGUCCUCCGGCCAAUCUGUGCGAUCGCCACUUCAAGGGUUUGCCACUCGUUCUCCGGAAUAUGUAUCGUGUGGUAUGCACGAGACGUCAUUAUCACCUUCCCGCCAACUGCUGCGAAUGACACCAACGACCCAUGCCAAAAACCCCAGCAGGUCCUCUUUGACACUUUAA